GUACUGUAGACAUUCUUAUGAUAUACGAUUUCUUUGUAAUACGGUACAAGUUCAUUGCUUGGGCUUCCAGCAACUAAAAAGCUUGAAAAUGUCAUUUCUUUUCAUCCUAUCGUUUGCCAUGGUAUUUGGUGUUACUGAUGAUGGUCUAAAACCUGUGCCUGUCCAAGAAGGCAAGAAUGCACAUUUUAUGGUCAAUACUACAAUGCCAAUUACCCAUUUGAGAAUUGGUGGAAAUGAAAGUUUCUCUGCUAGCCCACUGUACAUGAGAGUUGGUCAGGAUAACAACAUAAAAGUAAAAAAUAACACAAUAUAUAGUGGUAGACUAAUAUUUGAUGGUAAUCUACAAAGGGGACAAGCAUGGGUCACUUUGGAAAAUGUGGGGCCAUCUGAUUAUGGAAAAGUCUUUAGGUUAUAUUACGUCGAAGAUGGGAAAGCACCCACAAAAAAGGAUUUUGUCAUUAGACCAGAAGCAGGAAAUAACACUAAAGAAAAUAUCACAAAGAUCAUUGUCGAGACACCAACACCCAAGCCAGCAAGGAAUGGAAAAACAACUACAUAUGCACCUGAGAGUUAUCCAAAUAAUGACACAAGUCAAGUAAAUAGUACAGUCAAAACAAAGAACGGAACAUCGCCUAAUAACAGUACACAUGAACCAUCUAACAGUAGUUCAGAGGAAAUCAAGAGCAAUAGCACAAGGAAAUGCUGAUGUUGAGAAUCAGCAACCUCUGCCGCCAGGAGAUGCCAACGCUAACCACACACUCAGUGAAGAUCUUGAAAUGAAUGCUUACAUAAGAAAUCCAGAUGAUUAUCACGUUGAAAGAGAAAAGAGAAAGAAAGUGAGAGUUGAGGUAGAAAGAAUGGCUGAGGUUCAACAUUCUUUGAUUGAACUUGAAGAAGACAGUAGGAGUCCAAUGGCACUAUAAUGAUCUGGUCUGAUCUGACAAAGAAGAAAAGAGAGUAUUAGUCCAGAACCACUUGAAGCAAGCUCAAUCAAUAUAUACCAUGGUGGUAUUUUGUUUAAAAGAAUUUUUUUAUCAUAUUAUUAUCCAUAAAAUACCUAUAUU
Messenger RNA from Actinia tenebrosa (Australian red waratah sea anemone), 1064 nucleotides. RefSeq lists its product as uncharacterized. Lineage: Eukaryota; Metazoa; Cnidaria; Anthozoa; Actiniaria; Actiniidae. The record is from RefSeq and is a predicted model, not a curated record.